This is a messenger RNA of Hydra vulgaris (swiftwater hydra), 2096 nucleotides long. RefSeq names its product polypeptide N-acetylgalactosaminyltransferase 1. Gene Ontology annotation, molecular function: polypeptide N-acetylgalactosaminyltransferase activity. Gene Ontology annotation, cellular component: Golgi apparatus. The record is from RefSeq and is a predicted model, not a curated record. Gene Ontology annotation, biological process: protein O-linked glycosylation. NCBI's taxonomy places the organism in Eukaryota, Metazoa, Cnidaria, Hydrozoa, Anthoathecata, Hydridae.
UGGAUACGAGCUACUUAAAAUUCCUUAAAUGCGCGGGAGAACAGUUCUCAAAUAUUUUCAUUAAUUAUUUCUGCAUUAGUAAUUAUAUGCAAUUAUUUUUUUUGUUUAAAACAGCUAAUGAAUCAAGAAAAAGUGUAAGGUAUUAAUUCGAUCGUUUUCCGGGAAGACGUAAUUGAACUUUAUGGUUGGAUGCAUCCUAGCAAAAGAAGAGUUAUUUACUACACAAUAUUUGCAACUUCGUUGCUUUGGAUAUGCGGAACUAUAACGUUUUUAUUUUUCGACGAUAUAGAAGUAACACUAGCUGUAAAAAGGAAAACGCUCGAAGCAGUUGCAGAACAAUAUUCCAAUUUAAACUCUGAAGCAACAAAGGUAAAAACGCAGACAUAUAAAAACAAUCUCCAGUAUUCAUUAGAAAGUGCCAACAAGCAGCUGCUCAUUUCGACAGAUAUUCACAAAAUGAGAGUAGCUGAUUAUGAAAGUUUUCUUGUUCCGAGAGAUUAUCAAUUACCAGGAGAGUUAGGAACAGGUGUAACUGUAGAAGAGAACGAAAAGGAAAAAGAAAAGUUAGGAUACGAGAAACAUGCUUUUAACCAAUUAGUUAGUGAUAAAAUUUCCAUCCACAGAAGUUUAAAAGAUUACAGGAAUGAUCAAUGUAAAGUUAAGAAAUAUCCUGUUGAUUUACCACCAACUUCAGUGAUUAUAUGCUUUCAUAAUGAGGCUUGGUCGACAUUAUUGCGCACUGUGCAUAGUGUCAUAAAUAGGACACCACCCCAAUAUUUAAAAGAAAUAAUUCUUGUAGAUGAUGCAAGUACUAGUGAUGAUUUGAAACAACGACUUGAUGACUAUAUUCCAAAUUUAAAAAUUGUCUCAAUUGUUCGAUUGCGUGAUCGCCAGGGACUAAUUCGUGCUCGUCUUGAAGGAGCUAAAAAAGCAAAAGGACCAAUACUUACUUUUUUAGAUGCACAUUGUGAAUGUACACUUGGGUGGGCAGAACCCCUACUAGCAAAAAUUAAAGAAGACAGGCAGAAUGUAGUAAUGCCAGUCAUUGAUGAAAUUAGUGAAACAAAUUUUAAUUAUAACGCAGUACCUGAACCUUUCCAAAGAGGUGUGUUUAAAUGGAGACUGGAGUUCACUUGGAGACCUAUACCUUCUUAUGAAGAGCAAAGAAGAAAGCACGAGUCUGAUGGCAUAAGAACUCCUGUAAUGGCUGGAGGUUUGUUUUCAAUUAAUCGUGAUUAUUUUUAUGAAAUGGGAAGUUACGAUACUGGCAUGGAUAUCUGGGGUGGAGAAAAUAUUGAAAUCUCAUUCAGGAUAUGGAUGUGUGGUGGAUCAAUUGAAAUGCUUCCAUGUUCAAGAGUGGGCCAUGUGUUUCGACCAAGAUUUCCAUACUCAUUUCCGAAUCGACGAGGUGGAGAUGGAGAUGUGGUAAGCCGAAACUUAAUGAGAGUUGCUGAUGUUUGGAUGGAUGAAUAUGCUAAACACUUUUAUAAUAUAAGGUUUGAUUUGAAAAGAAAGAAGCAUGAUGAUGUCACUGCUCGAGUAAAACUUCGUUCAAAGUUGCAAUGUAAAAGUUUUCAGUGGUAUUUGGAGAAUGUUUAUCCAGAACUUGAAAUUCCUGAUGAUAAAUUUCUUGCUGCUGGUGAAAUACGCAAUCCAGAAAGCGGUAUAUGCUUAGAUACUUUAGGGAAGCAAGAAGGAGCGCCAGUAGGAUUGUAUGCUUGUCAUGGUCAAGGAGGAAAUCAGUAUUAUACGUACAACAAUAAAGGUGAAAUAAAAGCGGAAGAUAAUUGCAUGGAUUUUAACGGUCACGAUCUUUAUAUUAGAGAAUGCGAUGGAUUAGGUUUAAAUCAAAAGUGGACUUACAAGAACCAGCGUAUUUUAAACGAUCGUUUCAAUAUGUGUUUGCAAAUUAAAGGAACUAAGUAUGCAAGUGUAGGACCAUGCCUUAAUGUAAAAUUUCAGGAGUGGUCAUUUAACAAAAUUGAUGACAUGGCAAGGUGAUAAAUAAUGAAAUGUUGAAAAAAGAAAGUGAUGCAAUAUGUUUAAUAUUUUAAAAAUCAAUAAUAAAUUAAAAUAGCAAUGUUUCUCCAGCUUAC